AUGGAUGUCGAUGCUCCACUUGGAUUUGAUGCACUUGGGGACCCUAACCCACCUCUUCCUAGUUCUAGUAGUGCUAAACCUAACCCACCUGAACUUGCAGCACCAAUUGGACUUGGUGCAUCACUUCCCCCACUAUCACCUAAACAAGGUGGUAAGGACCCAUCUAUAGUAUGGCAGCACUUCAUUAAGAUAGCGGGUUUUGAUACCAAUAAUCCUAGGUCUCAGUACAAGUAUUGUAAAAAUCAAUAUAAAUGUCAUGUCCCGUCCAUAUCGUCUAAAGAAACUGUCGAAUAUGUCCACAAAGCCUGGUCCCACGACCCCCUCACCACACUCAAACUCAUCUCUAACCUCCGUAGCAUACGUGGUACCGGAAAAUCCAAUAAGGAACGGUUCUAUACGACGGCGCUUUGGCUCCACAAACACCACCCCAAAACCCUAGCCCUCAAUGCCAAAACUUUCACUGAGUUUGGUUACUUCAAAGACCUCCUCAAAAUUCUAUACCACAUUUUAGAGGGCGAGUUGGUACGCGAAACCGCAAAGAGGGAAUGGAACACAAGAAAAGGAUCCAAAGGCAAGGGCGUAAUGCGAGCAAUGCAUUUUCACGAGAGAAAACACACCGCAACCGAUAAGAAGAAUAAUAAUAAGGAUAAGAUUGCGAAGUUGCCCAAGGAGUUGAGGGUUCAGAAACAUAUCGCUAAACACAAUCAUGAAAGAGAGCAAGUGAGGUCAUUAAGGAAUCAACAAGUAUUGGAUAAGGCGAAGAAAGCCUUCAAAAGGUACAACCGAGACCCAGUUUAUCGAUUCUUACACGACAAAGUUUCAGACGUUUUUACUAAGAUGUUGAAGGCGGAAAUGCAAGCUUUGAAUGCCAGAAAGCUUAAAGAAAUCAGUCUCGCAGCCAAAUGGUGCCCUACGAUAGACUCAGCAUACGACAAGUCGUUGUUGAUAUGCGAGAGCAUUGCACGCCGGGUUUUUCCCUAA
This is a messenger RNA of Quercus lobata, 981 nucleotides long. RefSeq lists its product as uncharacterized. Lineage: Eukaryota; Viridiplantae; Streptophyta; Magnoliopsida; Fagales; Fagaceae. The transcript has 2 exons. The coding region runs from base 1 to 981 and encodes 326 amino acids. The record is from RefSeq and is a predicted model, not a curated record.